GAUGUCUGGUUUGAAGAAACCACGUGAUGCAUUAUACUUCCUCUGACAGUUAGGCCUCAACUCUCUGCGUCGCUUCUUUUGUGAUCUGAGGCAUACGAGAUGAUGGCUGGAACGAGAAUCACAAACCUACAGACUACUGUGAAGGCACCGGUGAUUCAGGCUCCACAGCGCAGCACAGCAGUGCAGGGUUCUGUGCAGAUGCGCAUUAAGAACUCACAGAGCUCUGGAGACCGUCUGAGUCAGUCCAAGUCAAUGGUGCUGCAGGAGUCUGACCUUCCCCAGAAACCUAUCUCUCGCCAUCGCAGGAAUCAGUCUCAGCACAAUGUUGUCAUUGCAGGAGCUGCUACAUUUGAAACUCUGGUGGACAUGAAAGGUGAAACAAUGAAUAUGACUAAAAUUUCAGAGAGUGGUAAGAAGCAAAGGAAGAACUGGUCUUCGGUUUGGACCAUGCUGACCUCAGACCAGCUAAUGUUUUAUAAAGACAAACAGGAAACUGGACUGAAACCAGGAGGUAAGGCAGAUGUGGUUCAGCUAUGUGGAGCAGUUAUUGAAUGGAAUACUGAGAAAUCAAGCAGGAAAAAUGUCUUUCAGAUCACAACAAACACAGGAAGUGAGUACCUUGUCCAGGCUGACAGUUACUCUACUGCCAGCAAAUGGUAUGACGCCAUCAAACAGACUGUCGACUCUUCAACUAAAGAAGGGUUUCCUCUGCGGAGGUCAAACAGCACAGACUAUCUGCCCAGGCACAGCUCCCUACCUGGAUAUGGCUCUGCCUCACCUGGUGCCAAACAACGUAACCCGGUCCACAGACGAUCCAUCAACAUGUUUGGCAGCUCAAAGCUGAAACAUAGUGCCUCAGAUAGCGCAGACAAGAAUGGAGUGAAAAACAGGCUGAAGAAAUUCAUCAUCAGACGUCCAUCCAUGAAGACACUGCAGGAGAAAGGCCUCAUCAAAGAUCGAGUGUUUGGUUGCCAUCUGUCAACUCUCUGCCAGCGUGAAGGAACCACUGUACCAAAGUUUGUUCGGAUCUGUGUGGAUGCUGUCGAGAAACGAGGUCUGGAGGCUGACGGGAUCUAUAGAGUCAGUGGAAAUCUGGCCACUAUCCAGAAACUUCGCUUCCUUGUUGACGAAGAGGAGGACCUGGACCUGGACCACAGUCAGUGGGAGGAUGUCCAUGUCGUCACUGGAGCCCUCAAGAUGUUUUUCCGUGAGCUGCCGGAGCCACUAUUCCCAUUCAGGGUCUUCCAACCUUUUGUGGAGGCCAUCAAGAUCAAAGAACCUAAACAAAAGGUUCAGGCUGUGAAGAAACUGAUACAGCAGCUGCCCAAACCCAACCAUGACACCAUGAAGAUGCUCUUCAGCCACCUGCACAAAGUUCUGGCCUUUUCCAAGAAGAACCUGAUGUCCACUCAGGGCAUCGGCAUUGUAUUUGGUCCAACGCUAAUGUGGCCUGAGCUGGAUGCAGGAAACAUGGCAGUCAACAUGGUGUACCAGAACCAGAUUGUGGAGUUCAUCCUCACUGAAAGCCAAGAAAUUUUCAACUUAGACAGGAAAUAAAAGGUGCUGAGCUGGACCAACCAUCUGACGGACUCAUGUUUACAGAUCUAAGAAGCUGUGUCUUAUUUGGGCUGGAUCUUUCAGAAAAAAAUUUGAUGGAUUUUAUUUUAUUAGAACCAACAGACCUAUAAUUAAAUGUUUUGACUGUUUUAACUCUGCCAUAAUUAUUUUUAGUUUGAAAUGUAAAAAUAUGCAGCACCCCAAUAAAUGUUUAAUGAUUUCUGUGUAUUUAUAAUGUACAGCUAUAUAUUUAAAAUAUAUUGUGAUGUUUUUAUAACAUUCAACUACAAUACACAUCUGUAUAUUUAAAAAUACACCAUUUAUAAAACAUAAUCUUAGAAAUUAUAUUUUAAAUAUAACAUUCACACAGUUGAAGACUUCAUGUGAACCUCCCUAAACAAAAGCCUGCUAAACAGAUGUGAGUCAUAUUAUAGGAAAAAUAUUGAUAAAGAUGAUUUUAAAUAUGUCAAAUGAUGGUGAGUAGAUACAAUGAAUUUAUUGACUGCUGGGUCUAAUCAGUGUUUUUGUUGUUUAAAAAAUUUAAAACAUAAAUGCUGACUAAAAAGAAAAACUCUAAAUUGUAUGACCUAAGGUCAAACCUGGAACAAAGUGUAAAGUUUCCCCUUCUGUCAAAACCAGUGUAUUAAAAAAAAAUCUGCACCAGAAAACAAAUGAUUGACUUAAAACAAUUGUGUGUGUCAAAUGUAAAAAUUAGUGCAUUUUAGAGAAAAUAUUUUUAUGUGGAUAAUUCAGCCCUUAAAAUAUAAAUCCAUCGGUACAACCGGUCAGGGCUGCAGAUCCCUUUGAUGGGUCAAAAGCGUCUGAGAAAGCGCCUGACAAACUAACAGGAAAAACAAUUUAAUUUAAUUUUAUUUAUAUAGUUCCAUAUCACAACAGUCACCUCAAGGUGAUUU
Messenger RNA from Archocentrus centrarchus (flier cichlid), 2471 nucleotides. It is a transcript of the gene arhgap15, whose product is annotated as Rho GTPase activating protein 15. Gene Ontology annotation, cellular component: cytoplasm. The coding region runs from base 100 to 1557 and encodes 485 amino acids. Gene Ontology annotation, molecular function: phospholipid binding; protein binding. The transcript is spliced from 13 exons. The record is from RefSeq and is a predicted model, not a curated record. Gene Ontology annotation, biological process: signal transduction; regulation of GTPase activity. NCBI's taxonomy places the organism in Eukaryota, Metazoa, Chordata, Actinopteri, Cichliformes, Cichlidae.